Tyto alba (common barn owl) is the source of this 1692-nucleotide messenger RNA. Its product is annotated as twist-related protein 2-like. The transcript has 2 exons. Gene Ontology annotation, molecular function: protein dimerization activity; RNA polymerase II transcription regulatory region sequence-specific DNA binding; DNA-binding transcription factor activity, RNA polymerase II-specific. The record is from RefSeq and is a predicted model, not a curated record. The coding region runs from base 358 to 843 and encodes 161 amino acids. Gene Ontology annotation, biological process: regulation of transcription by RNA polymerase II; developmental process. Lineage: Eukaryota; Metazoa; Chordata; Aves; Strigiformes; Tytonidae.
GGAACCCAUAAGCUCCACUGAUGUUUGCAUUACCUUGCACGGCUGCAUUGGUCUGUGCCUGGUCCGCCCACGGUCCUCCUCACCCUAUCAGCAAGAGCCAUUCCCCAAAGUUAUUCGAACGCCCUCCUCUCCGUAGCCCAAAGGAAAAACCAACGGAGCUCCUUGGAGGGCUCUGCAAGGCUUGGGAGGUCUGGGGAGGCUGAAGGGUGGAUGCUCCAGGCUGCACCUCUUGAGCGGGCGCUGGAUCCCCUCCAGGCCGCCUUGCCGAUGCGCUGUGGCCGUCGCAUCUCGUGAGAAACCCCCCCCCCCCCCGCCCCCCGGCCCCCCAGCCCCGAGCCCUUCGCCUGCAAGAAGAAGAUGAAAGAGGAAAGCAUGUGCCCGGACUCCCCCGAAGGCAGCCUGGUCACCAGCGAGGAGGAAGGCGAGCGGCUGCACAAGAAAUGCCUCCGCAAGCGUGGCCAGGGGGGCAAGCCGGCGGAGGACUGCGGUGCCCCCUCGCCGCAGGGCAAGCGGAGCAAGCGCAGCCCCGUCCCGCAGUCCUUCGAGGACGUGCACACGCAGCGCGUGAUCGCCAACGUGCGGGAGCGCCAGCGGACCCAGUCGCUCAACGACGCCUUCGCGGAGCUGCGGAAGAUCAUCCCGACGCUGCCCUCCGACAAGCUCAGCAAGAUCCAAACCCUCAAGCUGGCCGCCCGCUACAUAGACUUCUUGUACCAGGUCCUGCAGAGCGAUGAGCUGGACCACAAGAUCACCAGUUGCAACUACCUGGCCCACGAGAGGCUCAGCUACGCCUUCUCCGUCUGGAGGAUGGAAGGGGCUUGGUCCAUGUCCGCAUCCCACUGAGCCGGGGUCUUACGCCUCCGCCUCGAUGGAAACAAGCAGCAGCUCGCCAGCACCCGGGCACCCAGACCCAGCCAUCCUGCUCUCCUCCAGAACCCCCAAAUCCGCCAGCAGCCUCCCCGGCGAGCAGGAGAGCACGAGCCCCGUCCCACCCCGCCGGCCCCCUCGCCCGGGGCUGCUCUGACCCCUCUCCAAACCCCAGGGCUGGGACAGAGGGACCCGAACCAGGACCCUGGCGGUUUUGCUUGGAACGAGCUUGUUCGGAUGCUGUGUAUGAAACUCUUUGAGGUGUAAUUUAUUUUUGGCUCGCAGGUAAGAAAUAGGCGAGUUGAUCUACUCCGGCACUAGCCGCCUGCUCCCCGAGCCUGCCGGGAAGCUGAUGUCCCCGGCUCAGCGGGCUCCGUCCCCCCCCCCCAACCCUGCAUCCCCCCCCCCCCCCCGCAUCCCGCAGCCAGCCAGGACGUGCAGGCAGCUGCCUUCUGCCAGGACCGGGCAGGAUAAGCCCCGCCGGGACUGGCUCGAGCUGCUGCUUCCCCCGGGGACACGAAAACGCAGCGGCCGAGGGUCCGGCCAAGGAUGGAGCACGGCGCCCAGCCCGGCUCCGCUUUUCUCCCUGCGCCUCAACGAUGCCGCGGUGGGAACGGCCGCCCGGCACGCGGAGCAGGUUUUUGGGGGGGGGGGUGUGUGGCUGCUGAACCCCUCGAAGAACCCCGAGGCUCACGACGCCCUCCACUCACUUGUACCCCGUGGACGUGCCUCAGAAUCACCCGCUCCGUUGGAACAACCCAAUUUCUUUGAAAUUAUUGGAAAAUAAGGCUGGAGGCGUUAAGCACCCAGCCCUUCCCUCUUCCC